UCGAAACAACACCGCAAACAUUAGCUUGGCAGUGUUGGUCAGUGUGAAAAAAAAGUUGUGUUGCUUCUUAACCAAAGGCCCGAGCGAACAAUCCAACGUGUCGCGCACAUGCUAUUGGACAGCGGAAACUCUGUAAAGUGACUGUGUUCUUGUUGAAAGAAGUGCUAUGCUGCGCAAAAAGUUUUCACUCGCCAGCGCCUGCAACUCUUGAAGCAGGAGACUUACGUCAAUGACCAUGGAAGAGCGCCAAGACAGCCUUGACGGAUGGGUGGCUAUUCGGGAGAACCUCUUUGAACCUGCGGAUGUUCCCAGCCAUGGCUCAUCACGAUUUAUUGUCGCUUUCAACCAUGUAGAGUGUCAGUUUGCAAUCAGCUACUCCGAGGGUGAGCGUCAUGCGUGUGAUAGGGACACAUGUGCCGCACGUGCUGCUCUGCUUUUUUCGGAUGCCCUGCACGACAUUCACAAGCAGCUUGUGCUUAUGUGCCCCACACUUGAGAACUCUUUCCCACUCAGUGACUCGCAGACAAAAGAUUCUUGGAACUUCUUGUGGUUUUUCUCAAAGAAAAAUGGCGUUCGCGAAAGGCUGGACUCCUCCGUGGAAGCCAAAGUGUGCAGGGAGCUGGAGCACUAUUUUAAGCAAGCACUCGACGCGACAGGGAAAAGGCUGCUCUUUUCUCUCUUGUUUGGUGAAGAAGACUACUUGACUGACUAUGAAGAAGACAUUCAGGAGCUGAAACUGCGUGGCCUGAAGCGUACCCUGGAGCGUGCCUAUGAUGAACUGAAUGAGAUACUUUCCCUCCGUUCACUCUCUGAGACUAUGUUGAACCUGUCAACUGUGUAUGCACUUGAGGACCAAGUGGUGGUCAACAUUUCCAUUGCUUUGGCUGAGCUCUACAAUUUCCAGUUAGGGCCCUUCCUGGAACUUCGCGAGGUAGCGGCUGAACGUAGCCGUGCGUUGCGCCUCCGGGCUGACGACGGGCGGCUCGGCCCGCGUGUGCGAGCCGAAGCAACAAAGGAGCUCGAAGAGUGGGAAACUCGAGCGCAGUCAGCCAACGAGGCCACGCAACACCUUUACCAGGAGUAUUAUCGGCGCACCGUCGAUCUUGUUUCAGGGCAGAGAAACAGGAUGCUUGAAGACCAGACAAAGUUCGGUCGGUCGACGUUUGAACUGUACGGUAUGCAGCGCCUUCAGAAGCUGGAAGUGUUUGUCUGCCAGGAGCGGCUCAAACUGCUCGGUGCCAUCAAGAUUACCCGAGAGCUGCAGCAUGGCAGAAUCACCAAAAUGCUGGAACAGCAGGCAUUGCGGGGUCAGUGCACGCUGGAGGAAAUGGAAGAAGAGGUGUACCGUUCUCAGCUGGGCAUAUUCGAUAUAAGCUUGGAGAUGCUCAAGGAGGAGGAGGACAUACUGCGAAGACAGAAGGACAUCCUCGAUCGCGCUUGGCAAGAGGAGCUGGAUGAGGGCAUCUUUUAUGAUGCAGUGGAGGAACGAGAUCAGAUUGAGGAUGAACUUGAGAUGGAGAACAGUGGCCCCAUGUCGAGACGAGACCGACUCAAGCUUCGUCUCAACAGGCUUUACAGGAAGCGAGCCAUCCUCAGAAACAAGCGGAAAGCCUGCAUUGCUGAACACCAGAAAAAGGUAAAGAGAAAGGAAGAGAAGAAGAAUCGGAUCAAGCAGCACCACGCUGUCCAUAUAAGACGAGAAGAGAUACGCAAGACGUUGGAGAUGAAUCACGAACGCAUUGAUAGUGAGCGCAGGAAGACAUUGGAAAGGCUCAGGGAAUACAAAAAGAAAUAUCAAAAUGGCAAAAGAAAUGCUGAUGGCACUAUGCUGGAGCCUAGUGAAGAGGGGAUAUCGAGGUCACCAUCUCCGAGGAGCCCAAGGCAGAGCUCAAAACUCCAGAAUGGCACUGCAGCGGACAGAAGAAAAGCAUUCAAAAACUCCUCCGAGAGCACCAAGAACAAGAAGGAUGACCUGUCUCUGCCUGUACCCCCUCCUUUACCACCGCCUGCUGUGCAACUCCCACCGCCACCACCGCCUCCUCCUCCACCGCCUCCGCCACCACCACUGAUGCCAUCGUUAACGCCAGCUGCCCUAAAUCCCAUUCCACUGACAGCACUCAAAAAGCCUGGACCAAAGCAAGAUCUGUCAAAGCCUAACCAAGCAGAAUCUAGCAAGACUAUCAACCUCGCAGAAAUUCUUGCUGCUCGUGGCAAACUCAAGAAAGCCGCUACCUCUGACGAUGACAAAAAUAGAAAUUCAGCAACUGGAGGUCAGUCCAAGGACUUCAAUGCAGUUCUUAAAGCAGCUCUUACAAAGAUUAACAUUGCCUCUCAUGGACCUGAUAGCUCCGACCAUGAGAGUGAAAACAGUGAUUUUGAGUAGGUUGCACCCCAUAAAAUUUUAAAAUGCUGAUGUUUGCACUCCAAUUUCCGUCCUUAACAGGUGUUGAAUGCACUGCAAUGCAGAUUAUGUGCUGCUUUUAUAUUUGUGAGGGCUUUUGUGGUGCUGUGUUCGUGCACAUAAGCAGUCUGCAGUAGUCAAAACACUGCUUUCCUUGAGCAUUGAAAACUGGGUGAGCUGGUAAGGGUUCAUCUUCUGCACAGUUUCCUAGAAGAUGAACAGCUUUCCUCAUUGUGAAUGCUCAAUGCAUCAUAUUGUCUGCAGCAUUUUGCUUCAUUAGGUGGAGUUAUUGCUGUAAAGGUGUGCUCGUGAUAUUUGCUUCACAGAAAUUAAUCACUCAUAAAUCUCUGCAUGAAACGCGUGUACCUGUCUGUGAAGGUCUUCAUUUUACGUCGGAGAGGGGGCAAAGUUAUGUUUGAUUUUGUGCUUGUUUAACUGUGAUCAGCGCUUUGAAAAAAAAAAAAGUUAGGCAGACCCUGAACUUCCUGAGAUUAUAGUCAUUGCAAGAAUUCACAUGUUUUUUUUGGCAAAGCUAUUUAUAAUAGGGCUUGCUGCUACAUGCCUGUCAAGGGAGUGAAAAAAUUUUUGCUUCCCAUUUGCCAUGUAACAUUUUGAUACGUUAGGCUGGUAACAAGUAUACACUGGCAGUCUUCUCAUGCCUUGUUAGGUGAGAAGGUGUACAUCAGCUAUUCUCUGCGCUUACUGUGAUUCACAAACUCCUCUAAUCAAUGUUUGAAAACUUUCUGGUAUUUUAAAAAAUUGUGCAUGUGAAUAAACCGCCGGUCUCGUCUUUCUUGUGCUUCUCCACUUCAAGGCGCAACUAGUGUUACCUCUGGCCUAUAGAGCUUCAGAGGCAAGCUAAUCUCCUCUACAACUUGUCUCCAAAAAUUUUGUUUGGGGGUUAGGUGCUGUUGUUGCGGUUGGAGGGCUAAUGCUUUGGGCAAGGAAGGGCACAUAGGGAGUUAUGUGGUGUACAGUUUCGUCAUUCACCUUUUCAGAGCCUAGACAGGGCUGCUGGAGAUAAAAAGAGUGAACUAGUGUGGGUUUUUUUUUUUGUGCUAGCCUUUGUACAAAAUGGUGACCACAUUGAUUUCAGUGCAUAUGCGAAUCUGUUUGAGUGCGAUGGGGUGGAUAUCUGUGAAGAUGCGAGGGUGAGGAGCCGAAAAACAGGUGGUGGCCUGUUCUACAAUCGCCCUGCUUAUGAUUUCAAGUGCAGCUGCAUGGUUUGGACUCUUGGGCCAGUGCAUUAUGUUCCUGUUAAAACGUGUUAGUGUGAUAUGACAUACAGCCUAUUAACGACUGCUUGCAGCUUUGUGAAGCAUCCUGUCUGUGUGGCUGGUCAUGGCACUGGUAUGCAUCACCAUAGAAGAUUAUGUAUGUGACACUGUUCUCGAAUGCCAAGAACUGCUCUAUUUGCAAAAAUGUAGUGGCAUUGCACUAUUGAUGUUUCUAAUUGUUUUAGGCACAAAGUGUUUGUUAGCAUAAAAAGUGCAAGAUUAUGGCAUAGCUUAAUUUCAGUGUCAGUGGUAUUCAGUGAACAAUGUUGGCUGUGUUCUGUGACGAGCGUGAUACCUCUGCUCAAAGAAAAAAGCUAGUUAUAAAUUAUUUGUAGUGGUAAGAUGUUUUAUAUGUGGUGAGAUCAUUUAUAUAUUACAUGUUAGCUUGAUCAAGUAAUAUAGAAUCAAAGAGUUCUUGUGUGGUUGCUUUUUGGAUUUUUGGACAUCACUUUUAUGAGACCGAGUUGUUAUAUGUAAAUACCUUUGCGUUUAGCAUCAUACUCGGAAUAUGUCAAGAUAUAGUUGUACAUUUUUCAUUUUGUAAUUUUGUGUACAUUGAGUCUUGAUGCAUCUCUUCUUUUGUGUGGCUGCUAUUUUGGUGGCAGUUUUGAAAUAAUUGGUUCCACCAAAAAGUAAAAAGCAAAUUUCGUGUGACCUUUUUAUCACGCAUGAACUUGUCGUCUUGUGCUGCCUAUACUUGCGGUUUUAGUCUUAUAUGGUCUCGUGAACAUUCAUUUCAUGAGUGCACUGUUAUGUGUUGUGUUUUUACUGGUGUGUCUGAAAAUAUUUUAAGAGUGGGCAGGCUGAAUGUUGACUCCCCUUCCCGCAAGAUAACUUGAGAUAUCAUAUUUGCAAUUUAAUGCCUAAAUAACAAAAUUACUCCUACUAUCUCUUUUAUAACUUGUCAAGGUGGGGGCUGCAUCUUAAUGUGAAACAGUUUCUACUUUAUGAGUGUGCACUAACUUAGUUUCUUGUUGCUCCAUGCUUAGGUUUUGGAUACAAUUAAUGCAGAUGUUUAAAAGAAUCUGGAAACUUCAAGGUUACAAACUUGGGUUGAAAUAUUUGUCUUAAGGUUUAGCAAACACAUCUGCAGGAAGAUUUCUCUUGGUUUAUUGGUUACCACAAAGUUUUGUUCAAUAAGCUGGCAAAAAAUAUUGGCUUUGUGCUUUGUAACCUGUGUUUGUGUACCAGAGCUUGCUGGGUACAAGUGCUUCAAGAGUCUUGGGGUUUAUAGUGGGUUACAGCCUAAGAAUAAAUGCAAGCUCCAUCACCAUCCCCCCCCCCCCCCUCCUACAGGCAGAAUUAUCAUAAAUGUCCCACUAAUUGAAAUCACUUAAUUAUGUGAUGUUGGGACCUUUUACGUAUUUAAGGCAAAUGGCUUGGCUGUACAGGCACGUGUUGUUCAUUGCGACAGUUUUCGAUUGCAAAAAAUUGCUUUUUUGCUAAUUUAAUCAAAAAUUCCAACUUCACUGCCUAGCCAAAUGUAAUAUUUUAACAAGAAAUGAUGAAUCUUUAAUUUAUAAUAUGCAUACUAUUUGAAUUAUGAGCAAAAAAUUUGUUAUGGUUUGAACAGAAAUCGCCAAUCAUUGCUCUGUUGCACAGGUAAAUGACAGGGGAACUGCAGUACUGGAGGCAGAGCACGUAUUUAUUCUCAGAUUGUAACCGACUAUAGUAAAACAGCACUCGUUUUUUUGUUUUUAUUACAAUGCAUGUCUUUUUUUUCUGUGAUCUCAACUCAAAUUCUUGCUGCAUUUUUCUCUGUUGCAUUAUGUUGAUAUUCAUAUUAUAUGCAUGGUUUUGAUACCAGUUGCAUUAACUUAAAAUGUUGCAUAUUUUUCAAUAUUUAGAACUGUGCCUCGAGCUUUCCUGAAGCUAUCGCUCGAAUAUCUCACCUGCUCUUUCUUCAGCAAUUUCAGACACUUCAGGUGACAUAUGAAUUGCUCCAUGAGGCACCUUUUUUUGGUAUAUGUACUGUAUUGAUAACUGCUGCCUAUUCUCUCUUUCCAACUUUUUUAAGAUCUUGACAUAUAUCUGUACUCAUUGUUUUUGUUGAACUCGGUUUCUACUGGCUUAUUCUAAUGUGUGAGUAGUUGCCCAGUCAAAUUAUGCAGCAGCUGUUCCUUUGAUAAAUGUAUAAACUUGUGUGCUCUACCACUUGAAUGUCUAACAUUAGCACAGGGCUAUGUUUUGCUGGCACUUUUUAAGUGCCAGCAAAAAGUAAACAAAGCUCAGAAAAUUACUUUUUUGUUGUUGUAUAUAGUAAACAAGUGUUCUGUUCUUUGCUGCAUCAAAAUUUGUUUAGCAUGCUGGUAGUAAUCUUGCAAACCAUCUUUGAAACUCUAAAUCACGGAGUUUCUCACAAAAAUACCUAGAGGUCAAUCUGCCGCCACCGUCUAUUCGGAUUUCUUUAGGGGCGCCGUUGGAACACUGUGAAUGACGGUAUAUGUCUGCGAGGCUUGUGUUCCCCAAUGUGAAGAGAGGUUUUGGCUUAAAAUCGGAUACGACUCCGCAAAUAAAGCUUCUCAAAAACAAAAAUUUUAUCAGUGGGUCUCAUUUACGCAUAUUAUAUUCUAAAAUAGAAGUCCACUCAGCUGUACGGCAUAACCAAGCGGCGAAAUAAGAAAACAGACAACUAGCAGUGACAGUAUUAAUCCUGGCUUUUUCGUCUGCCUGCCAAGUUUAGCACCCGUUCAUUACCUUCUACGCUUCGUGAAAUUGUGCAUCAAUGCAGAAGUUCUCAAUGUUAAAUAAAAUUUGUUUUUGUGAAAUGAUAAAAAAUAAAGAGCUUACUUUGUGCUCCUUUAGUAAGAAAUCAACCAUUUUAACACAAGGAACGCAUUGAAGCUAGAUGCGUCUUAGAGGUGUUCAGACUGUGAACGAUACAAAUCGUAGUCAAGUUCGAAGCUCACAUUUCCCGGCAUUCCCAUGUGUCCAACAGCUUGCAGUGCCACUUUUCUCUCUAGGUAAGUGUAACAAACUCUGUGCACUAAAUAGCCGUGCGCAUUAAUUGACAUAUGAGUGCUUAUGAUGGGCAGUCUACUGCUGCCUUUUAUCCCUGGACACUGCAGUCAUUGGAAAUGCUUUAAAGCAGAGUAAACCUCCGUUUCAGCUAAUUGAAACCCAUAGUUUUGUGACAUAAGCAAAUCUAGCUUGAAACUGCCACUUUUACUUCUGUGGUAUAAUGAACUCGCUAGGCAGUAUACUGGCCAAACAGCAGGCUAUCCAGAAUGCUAAAUUGGUGUGAUAGGACUGGUUUCAUCCUUGGCACCUUUUCCAGAAGAUAUUGUUAACAUGCAAGACAUGACGUAAGACAUGACAAGCAUCACAUAUUAUGGGUUAAUCAAUUGCAUUGUUUAAUAUUAUCAAGACAACUUCGAAUACUUUUAUGCCUAGAGCAUAACCUCAUUUGCUUGUCGUUGCCAAGCGGUGCAAAGUGCCUGAGUGUUCUUGGAGUUCCUGCCUAAUGUGAAUUCCAAAGUAUUGGUGGACCAUGUACUCGUGCAAUAAGCCUGUGUUCUUGUAGGCAGGGCAGAGAAUUUUUCACAAAGUCAGGCUGCUUGCUGAACUGAUGAAUACGCUUGUGGUCACAACACAAUCAAGAAUGAAGCAUAAACACUGGCAGGAAUUUGUGGCCAGCUACCAUUGAUGGAACGCUUGGGACAGCUUUUGUAUCGCAAGCAUUUGCAGAUUGCAUUGUGCUUACACUAGCAACUUGCUCGUUUCCCCUCUUUAUAUAUGUGUAUAAUAUACGCCUGUAUACAAGCUAGUGAGCUAGUCGGAAUUGUGUGGCUGCGUGUUAGUUUCUUGUAAAUUUCUUAGUACGGCAACAAUCUGUUAGUCAUUGCCAUAGGGAAUGAAAAAAAAAGUGAAAGUUACACAGACAAAUAUGUAAAUGAAAAGCACAAAUAGUUGUGUUCAUCAUUUUUUUGCCUGCAUAAUACCUUCACAUUGUUUUAUUUGAAAUGUGUACACUCCAACUUGCCCACCUCUCAGUUUUGAAGCAAAUCUGUUGACAGGCUUGCGUUUCAUUCUUUUUCAUUCAUUCAACAGGUGUUAAUGCAAGCUAGCGCUUGCCAUAUUUUGUGGAUCAGUGCUAAUAUUCAGUUUACGUUAUGAUUUGAUGUUUACAUUUCUGUGUUGAACACUUCUGCAUGACUAGUUAACAAUGCAAGUUUCGUAGCAUCGAUGAACCAACCUGUACCAAGCAUGUUACUUUUGUACAAUACAGCACCUGACAGUUGUGCGUUGAAAACAAGCUAGCUUCUCUGUGCUUCAACAUGGAUGUUUAUGAUAUGCUAUGCUUGAGGUGUUGGCAACAAAACUUCAGUUGCGUGAUUUUGAACAUCUCGCCAUAUGUGUAUCAUGGCUUCAGUAUUGUUGAAGUUUCUGUGAAUCUGCUAGGUGCAUCUAACCAGUGGAUGAAACAAGAGUUGAGCUGCGAGUAACAGUGGCCGUUGAUAACAAAUUGUGGCUGCACAGUUUGCAGGAGCAAUAGCAUAUAUCGAGACACUAGUGAUAGAAGAAAAGAAUUGCAAUUUGCUAGCUUCAUGGACUGAACGUGCAGUGAAUAUACUCUUUCUUUUUAUCUCAUAAUAAAGCUGUUCUGUUUUUACAGGCAUUGCCUCUGCUAUACAUGAGUGUUUGAUGGCAUGUGCUGGCAUUAUUGUCAAGCUGGUGCUUCGGAGCACCAAAUUACAAGGCUAUGAAGGCUGUGAUCCGAAAGUGUUGCAGUGCGUUUGCUGUGCUUUGUCCUCACACUGGGUGCAGUGAACUGUAUGCCCUUUUAAAAUGUAUAUGUUCUAGGAAGUAUAUUUUUGCCUUUGUUGUGCAUAAUAAAGCAUCUUUCGCUUAUUGCCCUUA
Molecule: messenger RNA, 8538 nt
Organism: Rhipicephalus microplus (southern cattle tick)
Lineage: Eukaryota; Metazoa; Arthropoda; Arachnida; Ixodida; Ixodidae
Product: WASP homolog-associated protein with actin, membranes and microtubules
Biological process (GO): Arp2/3 complex-mediated actin nucleation
Cellular component (GO): cytoplasm
Molecular function (GO): Arp2/3 complex binding
Source: RefSeq, a predicted model, not a curated record